Messenger RNA from Bombina bombina (fire-bellied toad), 789 nucleotides. It is a transcript of the gene FUNDC2, whose product is annotated as FUN14 domain containing 2. Bases 137 to 565 code for a protein of 142 amino acids. The transcript is spliced from 5 exons. Gene Ontology annotation, biological process: autophagy of mitochondrion. The record is from RefSeq and is a predicted model, not a curated record. Gene Ontology annotation, cellular component: mitochondrial outer membrane. Lineage: Eukaryota; Metazoa; Chordata; Amphibia; Anura; Bombinatoridae.
UGUUAUUGGCUUGUCAGUAGAUACAGUUUUCUCCCAGAUGAACAUGUCGGCAUUUGCUUGGCCGUCUGUAGCACGUGUCUGCGGGGCAGCUUUUUAACGAGGUUUGGUGACGUCACCGCGGUCACCCUGAGGAAAGAUGGCGGCUUCUGCAAGCGAUGGUUCUUCUCUUCCAUCUCUGGAUCUGGGGAACUUGAAGAAUAAACGUUGGUGGAACAAGAUAUUUGGGCAAAACUCUGGUCCUGGUUCAGAAAAAUAUUCUGUGCUAACACAAAUCUUGGUUGGAGGUGCAGCUGGCUGGUGUGCCGGGUUCCUUUGUAUCAAAGUGGGGAAGCUGGCAGCAUCUGCAGCUGGAGGGGGCUUUUUGAUUCUACAGAUUGCUCAUCAUACUGGAUAUAUCCAUGUGAACUGGAAGCGGUUAGAAAAAGACAUGAACAAAGCCAAAGAACAACUGAAAAUCCAGAGCAAAAGAAAAAGUAGAGCACAGGAGAUUCAGAUCUUCUUAAAGAGAAAUGCAGCAGCUGCAGGAGGUUUUGCUGGUGGUUUUCUGAUUGGAAUGGCAUCAUAAACCUUUUAAUUCAAAUACUUUUUUUGUGUAUUUGCCUCUUAAAUAUAUCUUGCACUAUUUACAUUUUUCUGGUAUAUAACAAUUUAUUGCAGGAAAACUACUGCUCAGUACACACAGUACAGGGAUAUACCUUGGAAAAUACACAAUUCUGUGCACUUAUUACAGGGAUGUAUACUUGUAUAUACACUGACUGCAGAAAUAUACCCUCUGAAGAGAUCCUUGAA